This is a messenger RNA of Girardinichthys multiradiatus, 2275 nucleotides long. It is a transcript of the gene atp1b3b, whose product is annotated as ATPase Na+/K+ transporting subunit beta 3b. Gene Ontology annotation, cellular component: sodium:potassium-exchanging ATPase complex. Gene Ontology annotation, molecular function: ATPase activator activity. The transcript is spliced from 7 exons. The coding region runs from base 151 to 1125 and encodes 324 amino acids. The record is from RefSeq and is a predicted model, not a curated record. NCBI's taxonomy places the organism in Eukaryota, Metazoa, Chordata, Actinopteri, Cyprinodontiformes, Goodeidae. Gene Ontology annotation, biological process: sodium ion export across plasma membrane; intracellular sodium ion homeostasis; potassium ion import across plasma membrane.
AGUGCGCGCGCAUUCCUGGUGUGCGCGCGCGUUAGUGUGUGUGUGUGUGUGUGUGUUGGGCUCCAGAGCGAGCAUCGCUGACAAAUCCAACGGAUCGCUUUAAACGCAGAUUAAUUAGCCCGGUUCGGAUCACUCCGGCGCCACACCAGCAUGUCGUCCGCCUCAGAAGUCCAGAACCAAGAACCGAACCAGGAGCCGCCUAAAGAGACAAACGCGGAGCAGAAAAAGGAGGAGAAAGAGGCGCAGGGGGAGGAGAAGGAUGCGGUGAAGGAGGAGGUGAAGGAGGAGGUGAAGGUGGAGAAAACGGAGGAGAAAAAGAAGGAGGAGAAGAAAGAAUCCUGGAAGGAUUUAAUCUACAACCCGCGGACCGGAGAGUUCCUGGGCCGAACCGCCAGCAGCUGGGGUCUCAUCUUCCUCUUCUACCUCAUCUUUUAUGGCUUCCUGGCGGGAAUGUUUACCCUCACCAUGUGGGUGAUGUUACAGACACUGGAUGAUGACGUUCCACGGCACCAGGACCGACUGGCCAAUCCAGGCUUGGUUCUUCGUCCUCAAGCUAUUGAGAUUUCCUACAACCACUCUGAACCAACACAAUACAACCCGUAUGUCCAGCAGCUGCGUGACCUUCUGCAGCAAUACAAUGACAGCAUCCAGGAGGGGAACGAGUUGUGUCUGGUGGGUGAAUACACGGAUCAGGAUGAACAGCCCAAAAAGAAGGUUUGUCAGUUUAAACGCAGCACUCUGCGUCAGUGCUCCGGCCUGCCGGACACCAGCUUCGGGUACGCUGAAGGGCAACCCUGCGUCAUCAUCAAGAUGAACCGGGUCAUCGGACUGAAACCACAAGGAGAUCCAUACAUUAACUGUACCGCCAAGAGAAACUCUCCGCUGCAGAUGCUUUACUUCCCGCCUGAAGGUCGUCUGGAUAAAAUGUUCUUCCCGUACUACGGCAAGAUUGCUCACCCUGAUUAUGUCCAGCCGCUGGUGGCCGUCAAGUUGUUGCUAACUAAAGAGGACUACAACGUGGAGCAGACGGUGGAAUGUAAAGUGGAGGGAUCCAACCUGCGCAACAGCGAUGACCGGGACAAGUAUCUGGGUCGAGUCACCUUCCGGGUCAAAGUGUUUCAGUAAACGGACAUCCCAACUUUACACUAAAACAAAGUUUAAAUUCAGGAAACUUUUAGCUCAGACCUGAUCUGCUCCUUGUAGUCUGAAUCUGGUUCAUCGGGAUCUAAUAAUCAAAUCUGGACCACUGAGUUUUAACGACACUGCCAGAACCUUUGCAGCCUCCUCAUGGUUCAGCCCAGUUUGACAGAUAGUUCACCUUCUUCUUGAAGGAGAAGAGCAGGGCAUCCUGUUCAGACACUGGGAAUGGAUCAGGUCUGAUGUGGAAGCAUGUGAGCCCAGAGCACAUUGUUGUGUUGUUUUUAGACUUUUCUAUGUUAGUGAGACAAUAAAAAGUAUAAUCGGAUUCCUAUCAUGAGUCACAGGGCAGCGCAGCAGAGUCAGCCUGGCAUAAAAAAUACUCCACAUGGUCCAAAAUAAAACAAACACCAUUCCCAGUUACCCAAACAGGACUCACCUGUAACGGUUUCUGUUAUUCUGACAGUUUGUUCUGUCAGCUGUAUACCUGUGCAGAUUGCUGGCUGAAGAUGGGAAAAGUCACUCCAAAGCUUUUCCUUCAUCAACGAGCUCUCCAGGCAUUCCUGAAGGGAAAACAGGGCAGUUGGGCCACAGAUGGAAAACAAAUACUCUACUUCUAGUCUCAUCCCGGCUCAUCUGGACUAAUACGGACAGUAUGUGAUAGUUUGUAAGCAGCUUAAAAGAAGUUAGUGACCAAUGGGAAAGUGACUUUCACUGCGCUGCUCUCCCCCAUCCGUGGAAAAUUUAGCAAAUGAAAUAUUUGAACCUAAUACAGUUAUUACUUUAGCAUAUUUAUUAUUUAUUUUGUGUCAGAUUUGUGAGAUCAUAUUCAUCAAGUGUAAUUUUCUUUCUGUUGAUCAGCCUGUACAGUUUUUAAGACGUGAACUUAGUGUGAUUGUAAUGAGUUUUGUGUGACCAUUGAACACCAUAAAAAAUAUUAGCAGAGCUACAAUUAGUGAAAAGCUGUUCUGACAUCACUGCUGUUUAAAUGUGCUGUGAGAUCUUUUGUUUUCUUCACAAUAACAGAGAAAUCGCUAUGAAAGGCAGAAAUGACCUGAUGAUGUUCCUGUAUCUGCUGGAGGAGCAGAAGAAACUGGACCAACUCUGCUCUAAAUAAUAAAAGCUACAUCUUCUAAAA